This is a messenger RNA of Microplitis mediator, 5298 nucleotides long. It is a transcript of the gene sp3, whose product is annotated as phosphatidylinositide phosphatase SAC2. Gene Ontology annotation, molecular function: phosphatidylinositol-4-phosphate phosphatase activity. Bases 449 to 3901 code for a protein of 1150 amino acids. Gene Ontology annotation, biological process: phosphatidylinositol dephosphorylation; regulation of endocytic recycling. Lineage: Eukaryota; Metazoa; Arthropoda; Insecta; Hymenoptera; Braconidae. The transcript has 12 exons. Gene Ontology annotation, cellular component: early endosome; clathrin-coated endocytic vesicle. The record is from RefSeq and is a predicted model, not a curated record.
GCCUGUAAUGACAAUUGACAACCAUUUAAUAACCACUUUAGUAUUACUAUGUAUUUUGAACUAAAAAUUUACUUUUUACACAACUAGUUAUUUUUAAACAAAAAUGACAGUCCGUCAUAGAAAUUGAAAACAAAUAUGUCAAUAUGUGGUUCAAAUUAAUAAACUAAAGAAAAUUAAUUUGAUAAACGGAAAGUUAAGUUAAAUAUUUUGAUAUAAUUUUUUCUUUGUUUCAAUUUUCAAGUUUGUUACACGAGACAACAAUUAAUAAAAAUAAAACUUCAUUGUUUCAAUCCCUUAAUGUCAAACGUCUUACUAAAUAUAUAAGAUUGGAGUAAUUUAUAUACAAAUGAACAAAAUUAGAAGAAAAUCAAGAGAAAAUGUUUUGCAGUAAAUUUUAAUUUUACUGUUUAUUGUUUUUAUGCUGAAUAAUUAAGUCCGAAAAAUAAUUAUGGCUUUCGAAUUAUUUCGAUGCGACACACAUUUUAUUUUUGUUAAAGAAAAAGACAGCCUCUGGUGGGAUAAAAAUUCUGGAGAAUUUUCAGUAAAAUCUGAUUGGGAGUGGGUGAGCGCUAAUAAUUUGGAAUGCCUGGGAAUUUUUUAUGGAAUCAUUGGUAAAAUCGACCAAACAUCUUUUAUGGAGUCAAGGAUAAUGUUAAUAAAAGACGUAUGCAAUGUUGGUGAAUUGUAUGGAAACCAUAUAAUUUACCAAAUAAAAUCAGUGGCAUUCCUUGAACUUGGCAGUAAGAAUGUAAAUAUCAAUCUCCUUCCUUGUAAAAAACAUCGCGAUAUGAACAACAAGUCUCUUGGUGGACCUCUGGAUGAUUCACAAAAAACGGGCUUUGCUAAAACUUGGGGUACCAUAAAAAGUGCGACGAACACAAUAAAAAGUACGACUCAACAAGCAGCGACACUUGCAACUUCGCAAGUUAAGUCAACAAUGAUCAGAAGAAGCGGAAAAGACAAAGAAAAACUUGAAAAACGGCUACUCGAAGAGCUGAGUAAAAUAUUUUCUGAGACUGGUUCGUUCUUUUUCUGCCAUACUGGCGAUAUAACAAACAGUUUACAACGACAAAGUAAUUAUACUGAGUUACAAAGUGGAAAAAAUAAACGACCUUUGUGGCAAACUGUAGACGAUAGAUUUUUUUGGAACAAAAAUAUGUUACGUGAUAUUAUAAAUUUAAAUACUGAAUUAGCGGAUCACUGGAUUUUACCAAUAAUCCAGGGUUAUGUACAGAUUGAAAAGUGCAAAGUUGAAACGGGUUAUGAUCAGCAACCCAUUUAUGAAAUAUUUCACCUUGCGAUAAUUUCAAGAAGAAGCCGGUUCCGAGCUGGGACGAGAUAUAAGAGAAGAGGCGUUGACGAUGACGGUAAAUGCGCAAAUUAUGUUGAGACUGAACAACUGAUUUGGUAUCACGAUCAUCAAGUAUCGUUUGUUCAAGUUCGUGGGAGUGUUCCUGUAUACUGGUCCCAGCCUGGUUAUAAAUACAAACCGCCCCCUCGAAUUGAUAAAGAUGAAAGCGAAACUCAAAUUGCAUUCGAAAAACAUUUCGCUGAAGAAACCUCAUGUUACGGACCCAUUUGUAUUGUCAAUCUCGUAGAACAAUCCGGUAAAGAAAAAAUAAUUUGGGAUGCAUACAGUGAUCACGUGAUAAAAUAUAACAGUCCUGAUAUUAUUUACACUACAUUUGAUUUUCAUGAAUAUUGCCGAGGAAUGCAUUUUGAAAAUGUGACGAUCUUAGUUAACGCAUUGUCAGACGUACUAGGAGAAAUGGGAUACUGUUGGCGUGAUUCUCAAGGAUCAAUUUGCUCUCAAAAAGGUGUAUUCCGUAUAAAUUGUAUGGAUUGUUUAGACAGAACGAAUGUUGUGCAGACUGCGUUAGCAAAAACUGUGAUGGAAAUGCAAUUUUCUAAGCUCGGAUUGAUACCGCCCGAUGGGUCGCUUCCGUCAAAUAUACGACAGACAUUUCAGUCACUAUGGGCAAAUAACGGUGAUAUCAUCAGUAAACAGUACGCGGGAACGAAUGCUCUGAAGGGAGACUAUACGCGAACCGGCGAGAGAAAAAUUACCGGGCUUAUGAAGGAUGGAGUCAAUUCAGCAAAUAGAUAUUAUCAUCAACACUUUUUGGAUGAGACUUAUCAGGCAGCGAUAGAUAUUACCCUCGGUUAUCCUAUCGAUACUAAAAAUCUCAAGAACAAUUUUUUGCAUACUUUACAUAUUCUUGAUAACUGUUGCAUUGAACUCAUACCUGUUAAACCGCCAAAUAUAGAGCUUCAAUUAUUAAAUCACCCUGACAUUUUACUUGUGACAAAUAUUUUUAAAUUUACGAGGUAUUAUUUAAAUCGCUUUAAAGAUGUAUAUAGACAAGCAAGUAUUGAUUUAAUGUUAGGAAAAUCAGUCAGUGAAGAAAUAUUUCAAGAGCGAACUGAAGAAGAAGAUAAUGUUGCUACCGCACUUCAUGUUAAAUUACUAAUUGAGGAUUGCAAAAAACUCUUAAUUUCAAAUCCUGAAGCUGUUUUAGGAAGUUGGGGACUUAUUGAUGCAGAUCCAGUAACGGGAAAUCCCAACGAGACGGAAAUGGACACUAUUUUAAUUUUAACUAAAGACAACUAUUACAUCGCAGACUAUGAUGAUCAAAUAGACAAAGUUACGAAUUACCAACAAGUUCUUUUGUCUGAAAUUGAAAUAAUUGAAUUUGGUCAGCCAGAAAUUAGUGCAUCGUUUUUUAAAAACAAACAGCAUCACUGCAUUCGAAUAAAUUAUCGCUUAAACAAUGAAAGCGGAUAUUUUCAUAUGUUCCGAUCUACAAACUUGAGGUUUUUCAAUAAUAUGGCAGUCGUUAUUAAAACAGACGAAGAGGCAUUAGAAUCGAUGAAAGCAAUUUGUGAAGCUUUUUCAGUAGCAAUCGAAAUUGCUGGAUUACCAGAAAUUCCGAUAGUAAUGAAUACUUCUUUAAUUAAAAAAGUAAGUAAACAAGUAGAAACUAAAGAGUCUACUGGUCUUUUGGACAUAUCAUCAUUUCCACAAUUAACUAGAAAUAUUUCUGAAACUCAGCUUCAUGCUCUUAAGAAUGCAGGUACCAAAGCGUUCAAUAAUAUGUCUGAACAAUUUAGUAAGUUGAAUAAAUUAAGUAAUAGCUUCAGUGGCUCGAAGAAACUGCCAUUGAAUCAGGCAGAAAAAAAAUCAUCGAAUGAUAAAGUGGAACAAAAUGUACAGUCGAAAAUAGUUUUCACUAUUGAAAAGUGUGAAUCUGCUAUUGAAGCUGAAAAUUUUGAUUUCGAUAACAACAGCUAUGACGGCAGUAGCUGCGAUAGUCCAUCCUUUGAACUUUCGAGGAGAGACAAAAAUAUAGAUGGUGAUAAAGUCGGUAGUAAACAAGAAAAUUUUGAAGGUGACAAUACAAAAGCUGUAAAUCCGAAUCCUACAAUAACUAUUCAAAAUACUGAUGCUCAGGAAAAAGAUGAGAAAGAAAAAAUUGUACCACCAUCGACUUUAAAUCUUGUAAAGAAUAUCAGUCACUCAUCAAGUGAAGUUGACGGUAAAACUGAUACUUAUAAUUUGAUAGAAGUUGAUCAAUCAGAAGAAAGAAAGCACAGUAGUCUUAGUGAAGAUUUACCGCAAAAAAAUAAUAUAACGUCUUCACAAAGUGAAUCCGCAAUAAAGUCAAUAAAAUCGAACAUCACAAAUGCAACCAGCCCGGUCGCUAAUACGGCCAAAGAAAUUCUCUCACCGUUUUCUAAAUUUGCCAAAGGAGUUCAAACAUUCGGUGCGAAUUUCGAUCCGAGAAAACUUAAAUCGAAUCAAGGUACGGUUACCAAGACCUUGUCGGAUCACCAUUUGGAUCAACGAGAAAAAUUAAUCGAACGCUGGAAAGGGUGUAAGUCGAUGUUGAUUGCUUUGUAAUUAGUAUUAAUUAUAGUAUGCGAAACCACUGUGUUUUAGAAACAGUAGGUAACCGUAAAUAAAGUGCUUAAUAUGUUUUAAUUUAGAUCAUUGUAAUGUAAUCUCACAUGUAUGUGUUCAUGAUACCAGCAUCGAAACUUUAAGUUUCAGUGUUUCUUCAGUGGUCUUGAAUUAACUCGUUUCUAACUGGCUGCUGACACUGAAACUUUAAGUUCCAAUGCAGGUAAUCAUGAAAAAUAUAGUGUGUAACUCAGGAUGAAACACGAUUUCAGACUGCGAGUUAUGUCAGCCAACUUCACCCUGUUCUGAAAUCGUUUUGUUUCAUCCCCUGUCACAGUGUAUUGUGUGAUAAGAGAUUAAACAAUACGAUUUCGGGCAUCACAUGAAGUUUGAAAUCGUGUUUUAUCCUACGUCACUCACUAUAUUUCCCAUAAUUACCUGGAUUGAAACUUAGUGUUUCAAUGUUUAGUGCUAAUCGACACAAGACGAUUUAAGAUUAAUUGUAUACGUAUCACUUUUACUGUUAGUUUACAUCCGGUUCUGACAGUACUGAAUUACCAGAAGUAAAAAUCUUAUCCAGUGGACAAAAACUAGACGUUUUUUUUUGCUAUAGACAAACUAAUGGACUGAAAUUAGUGUAGUUCGUUAGGCAAAACAGGUAUUAAAUUCUUAGUUUCAAUGCAGGUGAUAUAAAAAAUUCAGUAUCAUAGUAAAUUAUAGUACAGAAAAAUAGAAUUUAAAAUGCAAAAGUCAGAAAAAAAAUUCAGAGCUGUUUCAUAUUUUAAAAGUUAUCACUCAAUUACAUAAAAUGUUAUAAAAUUCCAUCUACUGAAGCAAAAAAAAAUUUUUGUUGGGAAUAGAAUUCAUUCAUUGAAAAAUGCAAUACAAUUAAUUAUGAAUACGGUUUAAAAUAUUUGGAUUAUUCAAAAUAAAAAUAUGAAAUGGACUCAAAUUUUACUCUUCAUGUGCUCUUAUAAUUGGACUGUAAUAUGUGUAAAUAUAAAAACAUUAUCGAUGCAUAGCUCUCAUUGAAAUCUGUACUGAACAAAAAAAUGAGAUUUUUAUUGCCAAAGUAAAAAUUAAUGAGGUCUGCAGAUAAGAAUAAAAUCGAAUUUAUGUUUAAACUUAAAUUAUUUAUUCGAAUUAAAUUACCAAAAAAUAUUAUUUUAAUAUUUUUUCAUUAUGGUAAAUAUAAUUUUUUAUCACAACCAGUUAUUAUCAUUUUAUAAAUCUAUAUAUAUACAUAUAUAUAUUACAAAAGAAGUCAUACUCUGAAACUGAUGAAACCACACGAAAUUUUUUAAUUUCAUUACUUAUUCUUUAAGUAUUAACAAUAACGAAAAAAAAAAAAAUUGAAUAUAUUUGAAAUACAUAAAAAAAAAUGAAUUGAACCGAAU